AUGGGUUCGGCCUUUAAGAGGUUCUGCACGCAGUUGUGCUGCUGCUGCUGCUGCGCCGACGAUGACGACGACCAAAAACAACCUUUAGUAACUCCUGAUCCACUGGACUAUUUUACUCGUGAAGUCCAGAAGAGGCGAGAUGAGGAGACCAACCUGUGGAGCGAACCUGGAGACCCCAGCCACACGGAGCGAGACGACGACCGCACGCUUUACGGACUGCUUCAGGCCAGGAACAUGACCCGGGUUGGGUCCACGGGUUACCGUCGUCUGAGUGUCGACAUCGAGGCCAUGAGAGACACGCGCAGAGAGGUCAGGGACAAAUGGAGAACCAUCCUGGAGAACCUGGGCUUCAUGGCGGAGGCAGACUCCCUGCUGACCGUGUCUGCUGGUGCGUCACAUGACCGCAUGCAUGACGCCUCAGCAGCGCGGGCCUUGCUUCACACGCUGCACACCGAGACCUCCAUCUUCAACGGCAACGAGCCUCCGCCGGAGAGAUACCUGUUCAUCCUGGAUCGCCUCCUGUACCUGGACAUAGCUGAGGAUUUCCUGGCGAAGGCAAAGCGCUUCUAUCCUCCGAGAGAUGGUUCUGAAGACGAGGAGGAGACGCCAGGCCUCGCCAUCAACCUGCCGCUGCUGCUGGCCAGAGUCCAGGCCAUGAACGGACGUGGUGCAGAAGAUGAGGAUGAAAGUGAUGAGAGGGAUGAUGAAAACUGAGCCUGAAGAUUCGCAGGCUGCAGUAACAGAAGAUAGCCAGCAGGGGGCAGUAGUCAGCA
Nematolebias whitei (Rio pearlfish) is the source of this 773-nucleotide messenger RNA. It is a transcript of the gene mreg, whose product is annotated as melanoregulin. Gene Ontology annotation, biological process: melanosome transport. Lineage: Eukaryota; Metazoa; Chordata; Actinopteri; Cyprinodontiformes; Rivulidae. Gene Ontology annotation, cellular component: melanosome. The record is from RefSeq and is a predicted model, not a curated record. The transcript has 5 exons. The coding region runs from base 1 to 714 and encodes 237 amino acids.